ACACGUCAUAAAAAUCAACAACACGAACACAUCAAGAAAGUGGCCCAACAAAAUUAAUUAAAAUUGUAUUUUCUCCACUAUUGUACUGGGUAACCUAUUUUGAUAUCAUAGUUUAAAAUCAGCACAUAAAUAAGGCUGUAAAAAUGGAUGAAAGUAACAUACCUAUUGACAUAAACAUAGGCAAGCUUCAAGACUGGCUUGUGAGCCGUAGACAUGUUAACAAGGAAUGGCAGAAAAGUAUAAUUGCUGUGAGAGAGAAAAUCAACAAUGCAAUACAAGAUAUGCCAGCUCAUGACGGUAUAGCCAGCUUACUCUCUGGGUCUUAUAUCAACUACUUCCACUGCUUGAAAAUCGUAGAGAUCCUGAAAGAAACAGAGGCAGACUCUAAGAACUUGUUUGGGAGGUACGGUUCGCAAAGGAUGAAAGACUGGCAGGACAUAUUGAGAACUUAUGAAAAGGAAAACUUGUAUUUGGCUGAGGCAGCUCAGAUGCUGGUUAGAAACAUUAAUUAUGAAAUACCUGGACUGAAGAAGCAAAUCACUAAGGAAGAACAGUUACAAGUUGACUGUGACAAGAAAGUAGCAGAGUAUGUGAAGGGCGAAGCAUCCAGCAAGGCAGAGUUUGUAGCGUUGUGCAAGCAGCUCGGGAUCAAGGGAGACAAGAUCAAGAGAGAGCUGGUUGAGAGGAUACAGGAGCUCCCCGAGAUCUAUGACAAGAUUGGAAAAUCACUAAAGCCACUAUUACCGGCCAUAGAACUGUACUCUGCAUUCACCAAGUACAUGCUAGGGGAGAGGGCCACAGAGGUGUUGCCGUUACUUCAGUUUGUGGUGGAGCGCGGCAACACCACAGUUUACGAAUGGAGGUACGGCGAGCCUCCCCUGAAGAUUGAGCCCGAUCCUGUGAAUAUCGAGUUUGAUGAUGAGGAGCAGCAAGGCAGUGGUGAUCAGAUAGACUUUGGUGACCCCGGCGAGAUAGACUUCGGCUCGCUGUCGACGGACGCGAUCGACUUCGGCGACGGCGACCACGCCGGCGGCGAGAUCGACUGGGGCGGCGUCGACGCAGACGUCAAUGUCGACCCAGUUGACCUAUCAGCGGACCUAGGCGCGAUAUCCCUGUCCGAAUCCGGCAUUGUAGUUGAAUCAGAUGGCGUGAGCGGCGGCGCGGCGCGCGGGGCCGACGCGCUCAGCGUGCUAGACGCACCGAGUACACGCGCACAGUUCCUGCAGCAACUGUUGGAGCUGGAAUCAUUCCUCAAGAUGCGUCUCUACGAGUCCACCCAGUCUGCUUCCAGCCAGUCGUUCUCGCUCAUCCAGCAACUCCCCACGGAGUCUGCGGCGGCCCUGACGGCCAUGUUGGACGCCGUGCAGGUCGCCACGGCUCAGUACACGCAGCCGAUCAAUGUGCAUCUGCAUCAUGUGAAGCACUCGCCCAGAUACGUGGACGUGCUAGCAGCUCAGCUCAAGCAGAAGCUAACUCUCUGUGAGAAGAUGGCCACUCUGGCCGACAGAAGCAAACAGAAGAAGGCGGCGGCGGCGGCGGAGGAGGCGGCCCUCAGGCCACUGCUCACCAGACUCGUAGACAACACCAAAGUGUUGCAAGCUGAGAUUGAAAAGGACAUCUCAAAGAAGUACAAAGGUCGCCCGGUGAAUGUCAUUGGCGGCGUCAAAUUCCUAUAAAACAUGAACACACAAUAAUACACGGUGUGUAUGAAGAUAAACUCGUUUUAUUAUAUUUUAUUAUUGUUGACACUGCCAUGUUCAGUUUAUUGUAAAUACAUUUUAUUUUGACACAAUUUUA
Messenger RNA from Plutella xylostella (diamondback moth), 1797 nucleotides. RefSeq names its product CDK5 regulatory subunit-associated protein 3. Gene Ontology annotation, cellular component: endomembrane system. The record is from RefSeq and is a predicted model, not a curated record. Gene Ontology annotation, biological process: regulation of mitotic cell cycle. NCBI's taxonomy places the organism in Eukaryota, Metazoa, Arthropoda, Insecta, Lepidoptera, Plutellidae.